Stomoxys calcitrans (stable fly) is the source of this 1517-nucleotide messenger RNA. RefSeq lists its product as uncharacterized. Gene Ontology annotation, molecular function: phosphoric diester hydrolase activity. The transcript is spliced from 7 exons. Bases 68 to 1432 code for a protein of 454 amino acids. Lineage: Eukaryota; Metazoa; Arthropoda; Insecta; Diptera; Muscidae. Gene Ontology annotation, biological process: lipid metabolic process. The record is from RefSeq and is a predicted model, not a curated record.
UUUUAUUGCUACAGUUUCAAAGCGAAUACCGACAAGUAAAGAUUUCUUUGGUUUUUGAGCUAGCAAAAUGUUUUGGAAAAUCGUAAGAUUUUUUCUUCAGUUUUCCUUUAUUGGAGAAUUAAUCAUAAGCACCGUUGCUCAAGCUUGUCCCAUUUAUUUGACUAUUGGUUUGGAUGGCAAAAUAUAUCAGGAAUCCGCCUUGCAACUCAACUGGGCCUCUGAUUGUUAUGUUCGUCCAGAAUGGUAUGGCAUUUACACCGAAGAACCCUCAUCAAUCCUUUUGGAUCCCUAUAUACGCAUUCAGAAUGUCAGCGAUGGCAUUCAUCGUCUAGCCAUUAAACAGAAAGUGGGUAAAUUAAAAUUCCCCCUGGGAUGGAAUCGCAACGAUAACACCGAGAAUGUGCCACACUACAAGAAAAUGAAGUGUCUUGAUUAUUAUGUGGCCAGUUUUCGUGGCAACGAAUUGUUAAGUGUAGAAUGCUUGAAAAUCUAUCCCAAUUGGAUGAGAAGUCACGAGGGUAUGGGACGAAUGCAGUUGAAGAAUUUGUUUAUACCGGGAACCCAUGCUUCUGGAGCCUAUCUUACAAAUUAUGGUGCUACCAAGUCGAUUUUCAUUAAAGAACAUGCCAUUUCACAAUAUUUUGAUGUUUGGUCGCAAUUGGUUUUUGGUAUAAGAUAUUUGGAUCUUAGCAUAGGGGUUUAUAAGGCAAGCAGUUCCAGUGAUCCUCUCAAUCCCGAAAAAUUUUGGAUUGUCAACGAAAAUAUGUUCAUCAAUCAAUUGCGUUUUAUUUUAAAGGAUGUUCGAAAAUUUGUUGCCCUUUCCGGUGAGGUAGUUAUAUUAGACUUUAGCUCAUUUCCUAUUGGGUUUUAUAAACGUCCGGAAGUGCAUAUGGAACUGUACUCAAUGAUCAACCGUGAACUAGGCUCGUUGGCGUACCAACAUAAUGAUUCAACGGUGCCUUGUUAUAAUUUAACCAUUGAUGACAUUGUCAAUACCAAUAGAACAAUCAUAAUCCUUUAUCCAUUGGACGAGUUGCCGCAUCCGGCAAAUGAAUCUCCAAUAUUAUGCCAGCCUUGGAAACGUUUCUCUACCGGUUUCAUGAACACCUCGCAGGCUUUGGAUUAUAUGCGGCUUCUUUUUAGCAAAAAGAAAUCAUCACCAGUACAAGAUGAAGGCUGGACAUUUAAUGCCAUCAAAAGUAUGGAACAAUCUUUGAACAUGGAAAAGUUACAAACAGCCAAAGAGCGUGCAUUACACAUCAACAGCAAAGUAUCCAAUUGGCUACGCGGUCCCUGGGGCAAGACGGCCAAUGUUGUGACGCUAGACUAUUUUAGCAGUACCAAUAUUAUUGAUGUUGCCAUUAAUGCUAAUAUUCAUAAGGCUUUCUUGAAAUCGAACAAAAAUUAUGUUCAUUUUGAAAUAACUGUAUAAGCAAUAUAUGUAUGUACAUAUGAACAUAAACAAAUAAAAGCGUGCUAAGUUCGGCCGGGCCGAAUCUUAUAUACCCUCCACCAUG